Molecule: messenger RNA, 3555 nt
Organism: Galleria mellonella (greater wax moth)
Lineage: Eukaryota; Metazoa; Arthropoda; Insecta; Lepidoptera; Pyralidae
Product: long-chain fatty acid transport protein 4-like
Exons: 12
Coding region: 218-2170 (650 amino acids)
Biological process (GO): triglyceride homeostasis
Cellular component (GO): endoplasmic reticulum
Molecular function (GO): long-chain fatty acid transmembrane transporter activity; long-chain fatty acid-CoA ligase activity
Source: RefSeq, a predicted model, not a curated record
GAAUUGUUUGUUUGAACUUGAUUACUUUAGUAGGUACUUAAAAAGUCGGACAAGUUUUUUGUUAUUUUUGCAUUUACCGUUACUAUCUGCGUACUGACCAAUGUUCGGAUUGAACUGGGAAUACAGUUAAAUUUUAGUUGGCAAUCCGCAAUCGGAAAACCGCACUGUGGGUCGGCGGUGGUUUUUCAGUCGCCUUUCGUGGCGCAAAUUAGUAAUAAUGUUUUUCGCAGUCGCAACUAUUUUCGCCGUUUGUGCUGCAAUCUGGUUGUAUCAUGGUUUGCUGUGCACGGUGGUUGCUUCUUUACUUCUCGCAGCUUUAUACGCCUUAGUUUUCCAUUCAAGAUUGUGUUAUAUAGCCGCAAUGACAUCGAAAAGGGACCUCAGAGCACUGUUUGCAUAUCUGAACAUACUGUGGAAGACACGGCAGUUCAGUAGAAGAAAUUGGACUGUCCCUGAUAUAUUCCAUGACGUUGUGCAAAGACAUCCAAAUAAACCAUGUUUCCUAUUUAGAGAUGAAGUUUGGACAUUUCAAGAGGUGGAAGACUUCAGUUUACGCAUGACAGCGGUAUUGAGGGCACAGGGCAUAAAGAAAGGGAGCAUAGUGGGCAUGUUAAUGCAUAAUUGUCCUCAACUGCCGGCGCUGUGGCUCGGUAAUGCUCGCGUAGGUGCUGUUACGCCAUUAAUUAACACGAAUCAAAGAGGAAACGCAUUGCUUCACUCAAUCAACGUCGCCAAAUGUGAUGUCUUAAUAUUUUCGGAUGAAUUUCAAUCUGCGAUCCAAGAUAUAUCAAAAGAGUUGAGCCCGUCAUUAAAACUGUUUAAAUUCACGCAUCGUCCACUCAACACGUCGAGCCCUAAGGCAUCAGCUGACGACGGUUUUACCGAUCUUACUUAUCUUUUGGAGUCCACUCCACCCGCUCCUUGGACUUUGGCUAACGGGGACGGAUUUGGGGGCAAGCUUCUGUACAUUUAUACAUCUGGGACGACUGGACUUCCAAAGGCAGCUGUUAUAUCUAAUUCAAGGUUCGUGUUUAUGACGACGGGGAUACAUUACUUCGGUCUGAACAGUUCUGAUGUAAUCUACUGUCCACUACCAUUAUAUCACACGGCGGGCGGCGUGAUAAGCGUUGGCCAGGCGUUCGUAUCUGGCUGUACGGUUGCAUUGAAGCAAAAGUUCUCCGCCUCGCAAUACUUUCCUGACUGUAUUAAAUACAAUGCUACGGCGGCGCAUUACAUCGGCGAGAUGUGUCGCUAUGUGCUGGCCACGCCUCGCUCUCCCGCUGACACAGCCCAUCGUGUCCGCAUCAUAUAUGGGAAUGGACUCCGACCACAGAUCUGGAGAGAUUUCCUACAGCGAUUUAACAUCGAGGAUGUCAUUGAAUUCUAUGGAGCUACAGAAGGAAAUGCUAAUAUAGCUAACAGCGAUGGUACACCAGGAGCGAUAGGAUUCGUUUCCCGCAUAAUACCAGGCGUAUAUCCCAUCGCCAUUAUCAAGGUGAACCAAGAGACCGGCGAACCAAUAAGAGAUUCUAGGGGUCUUUGUCAGCUUGCAGAACCUAAUGAGCCGGGCGUGUUCGUUGGCAAGAUUUCGACCACGAACCCGAGUCGCGAGUUCCUCGGAUAUGUGGACAAGGUUGCCUCAGACAAAAAGGUUGUCAGAAAUGUGUUCCAACAGGGCGACUCCGCUUUUAUAUCAGGUGACAUCCUGUUGGCGGAUGAGUUCGGUUACCUAUUCUUCAAGGAUCGUACUGGUGAUACUUUCCGUUGGCGCGGAGAGAAUGUCAGCACAUCUGAGGUGGAAGCUGCCAUAUCCAGAGUGGCUAACCAUAGAGACGCAGUUGUUUAUGGAGUACUGGUACCCAAUACGGAAGGACGCGCUGGCAUGUGUGGUAUCGUGGACACGGAUAAUUCACUCGACCUAGACAAACUGGCUAAGGAUUUAUCACGGGAGCUGCCCGCUUACGCUAGGCCCAUAUUCAUAAGGGUCAUGAACAGUGUCGAUUUGACAGGUACAUUUAAAAUGAAGAAGGUAGAUCUACAAAAAGAGGGAUUCGACCCAAAUCAGGCUAAAAAAGACAAACUAUAUUAUUUAGACGCGAAAGUCGGUAGGUACUUACCUCUAGGACUGGAAGAGUACGAGAAUAUUAAUAAUGGAAAAAUUAGACUGUGAUCAAACUGAAUCUUAAAUUAGAUUAAUUAUUUUGUUAUUUCGGGUGGCGUUAUACUCAUUAUUUAUAAUGUUGUUACGUUAUAUUGUUUAAAAAAAUGGGUUACUCGUUUACUUUUAAAAAUAUUGAAAUCGGCAAAUUAGAUUAAGGGACUAAAGGUGCAUGCCUGCAUUGACAUUAUGUAAUAAAAUACGUGAUAGUAAAAAUGCAUAGUUAACACGAAUGGGAUAUUUAAUAAUAACAUGCUUAUAUUUAUUGAAACUUUAUAGUAUUUCAGAUUUAAGUUAUAUUCUUAGUUUUUUCCAAGUACUAGAUAUUUUGUAAACAAUUUACAAUUAUAGAUAACAAAAUGCAUAUCUACAUGGCCCACAUACAAUGUCAUGUUUGUAUAUAUUAUAUUAAAAGACACACAGCAGUUUUUAGUUAAUUUAAUAUACUCGAAUAAUUUGUCUACCAUACUACACCGUUGAUCAAAUUUCGUUGUCCCACAAUUACUUAUUAUUUCUUGAUACUUUGUACUUAUGCAUCGUAAGCUGUAUUAUUUUAUAUACCUAUAAUUGUAUAUUGCUACUAACAACGGUGCAGGUUGUGAUUAACUGUCAUUAGUGAUUCCAUUCCCAAUAUCUUACUUCCAUAUAUUUGUAUGUAAUGCUCAAUGACCUGUGUGAUAGCAUUAUCAAAUAAGUUUCACUGCCAUACCUCAAUUUUCCAGCUGUAUUUAUUUUAUUGUAGUUUUACUUCAGUUUUAAUCUCAUUUCACUCAUAGAUCUGAAAAAGACUGUUUGAAAUCGACGCAUGGAUGGAUUCAUACCAACCAUUAAAACCUUGCCAUUUAUUUGGUAUUUCUGUGUAAUAUAUUGACGAAAUGAAAUUAUAUUAUGUCAUAAAUUUUACAGUUAUAUUAAAAAAAAUAUUCUGAGAAUUCAAGAAUGUUUAAAAUGUAAUAUUAGAUUUAAAAUAGUACUUAGAAGUUAUGUUGACGUACAUAUGUACACGUAUAAUAAUCUCUUUGCUGGGUGAUGGGUGCGUUUAUUUUUUAUUGUUAUUUAUUAAUUUAAGCAAAACUGUUUUAUAUGAAUAAUAAUAAUAAUAAUGUAUAAAAUGUCCUCGUCUCCGAAUUGUAAGUUAACUAGGUAAAUUUUAGCGGGUUUUGUAUAGUGACAAAGUCUAGAAUAUUUGAUGUAAUUUUACACGACGCUGCAGCAUCUGACAAAAGUGUGAUUUAAGGAUCUGAAACUGUCAAAUUACUGCCCGGGUACAUUUGACACGAUGUGCGCAUUCCUAUUUUUUUCUUUGUUAUUAUUAAGAAUUGUAUGUAUAUUUUGAUAAUAAUUGUUAUAAUUUGGGAAUAAUUGUACUAAUUUUAUGAAUAAAAUUUAUAAAUCAA